AUGAGCGCCAACGGGCCCGCCCCAGACCCGGCCCCCGUGGCCCCAGAAGCCCCUCCUGCCUCAGUCCCUGCCCCUGCUCCGGCACCAGCUCCAGCUCCUGCGGCACCACCCGCUCCUCCUGCCCAGCCUGCCCCAACGUCCUCUACCAUCCCGGUAGGUGCGUUGGCACAGAAGAAGCGGCAGCAAUAUGCCAAAAGCAAGAAACAGGGCAGUAACGCCAACAGCAGGCCACCGAGGGCUCUGUUCUGCCUCAACCUCAACAACCCAAUACGCAGGGCCUGCAUCAGCCUGGUGGAGUGGAAGCCAUUUGAUAUCUUUAUAUUAAUUGCUAUUUUUGCCAACUGUAUGGCCUUAGCUGUCUAUGUCCCCUUCCCUGAAGAUGAUUCCAACUCCAUAAACCAUGACCUGGAAACAGUUGAGUAUGCCUUCCUCAUCAUUUUCACAAUUGAGACCUUUCUGAAGAUUAUCGCUUAUGGUUUGGUGAUGCACCAGAAUGCGUACGUGAGAAACGGUUGGAACAUGCUGGAUUUCGUCAUUGUCGUCAUAGGACUCUUUAGUGUUGUCUUGGAGGUUUUGACCAAAGAUGAUAAGGUGGAGGAAGUCGAAGGACUUGAAAACCACCCGUCAAUGCACGGCCACGGGGGUGGUAAGCCAGGUGGAUUUGAUGUUAAAGCCCUUCGAGCCUUCCGUGUGCUGCGACCCCUGCGGCUGGUCUCAGGAGUACCCAGUUUACAGGUGGUGUUGAACUCCAUCAUUAAAGCCAUGGUCCCUCUCCUUCACAUUGCCCUACUGGUCUUGUUUGUCAUUAUCAUCUAUGCCAUUAUCGGCCUGGAGCUUUUCAUCGGUAAAAUGCACGCAACCUGCUUUAUGCCUGGUUCAGAUGCGAUAGCAGAGGAGGAACCAGCUCCAUGUGCGAUCUCAGGGCACGGGCGCCAAUGCCCCAUCAAUGGCACCGAGUGCAGAGAAGGCUGGCAAGGUCCCAACGGUGGCAUCACCAACUUUGACAACUUCCUAUUUGCCAUGCUGACAGUGUUUCAGUGUAUCACCAUGGAGGGCUGGACAGACGUGCUGUACUGGAUGAACGAUGCUAUGGGCUUAGAGCUUCCAUGGGUAUACUUUGUCAGUCUUGUGAUCUUCGGCUCCUUUUUCGUUCUUAACCUGGUGUUGGGUGUGUUGAGCGGAGAGUUCUCCAAGGAGAGAGAGAAGGCUAAAGCUCGUGGAGAUUUCCAGAAGUUGCGUGAGAAGCAGCAGCUGGAGGAGGAUCUGAAGGGUUAUCUGGACUGGAUCACUCAGGCAGAAGACAUCGACCCCGACAACGAGGAUGAGGCCGAUGAGGAGAGCAAACGCAACCGGGUGACUUUGGCUGACCUUACUGAGAAGAAGAAAGGAAGGUUUGGGUGGUUCAGCCAGUCGUCCGACACUCAUGCGAGCGUUCCAGCCAGCGAAACAGAAUCUGUGAACACAGAGAAUCAAAACGGGGAGGAUGAAAAGACCCCAUGCUGCGGACCUCUGUGUCAAAAAAUUUCAAAGUCCAAGUUCAGUCGGCGCUGGCGCCGCUGGAACAGGUUUUGCCGCAGGAAGUGCCGGUUGGCUGUUAAAUCGGUGCCUUUCUAUUGGCUGGUCAUCAUCUUGGUGUUCUUAAACACCCUCACCAUAUCAUCAGAGCACUAUGACCAGCCUCUGUGGCUGACAGAAGUGCAGGAUGUGGCCAACAAGGUGCUGCUAGCCCUGUUCACAUGUGAAAUGUUGGUGAAGAUGUACAGUCUUGGGCUACAGGCCUAUUUUGUUUCACUGUUCAACCGCUUUGACUGCUUUGUGGUGUGUGGAGGAAUCACUGAAACCAUUCUCGUUGAGCUGGAAAUUAUGUCUCCCCUCGGUAUCUCUGUGUUUCGCUGUGUCCGCCUGCUGAGAAUCUUCAAGGUCACACGUCACUGGCAGUCUCUGAGUAACUUGGUGGCAUCUCUGCUCAACUCUAUGAAGUCCAUUGCUUCCCUGCUGCUUCUGCUCUUCCUCUUCAUCAUCAUCUUCUCCCUGCUGGGCAUGCAAGUGUUUGGCGGAAAGUUCAACUUUGAUGAGACCCAGACCAAGAGGAGUACCUUCGACAACUUCCCCCAAGCCCUACUCACUGUGUUUCAGAUUUUGACGGGAGAAGACUGGAAUGCUGUUAUGUAUGAUGGGAUCAUGGCGUACGGAGGUCCUUCUUCCACUGGGAUGAUUGUGUGCUUUUACUUUAUCAUCCUCUUCAUCUGCGGAAACUAUAUCCUCCUGAAUGUCUUCUUGGCUAUCGCCGUGGACAACUUGGCAGAUGCAGAGUCUCUCAACACAGAUGAGGGAGACAAAAAAGGGGACAAGAAGGAUGAUGACAAAGAUGAAAAGGAAGAAGAGGAGGACAUUGAGGAAACGGCAGCAGAGGAGGAAGACCCCGAAGUUCCAUCAGGGCCUCGACCAGUCAUUUCUGAUCUGGUAAAGAAGGAGAAGAUCACUCCUAUCCCAGAAGGAAGUGCCUUCUUCAUCUUCAGCACCACAAACCCGUUUCGUGUGUUUUGCCACAAACUCAUCAAUCACCACAUAUUCACCAAUCUCAUCCUGGUGUUCAUCAUGCUCAGCUCUGUCUCACUCGCUGCUGAGGAUCCAAUCCGAAACUUCUCAGCUCGCAAUAUUAUACUUGGUUACUUUGACUAUGCUUUCACGGCUAUCUUUACUGUUGAGAUCGUGUUGAAGGUCCUAGGCUAUGCAGAUUAUGUCUUCACUAGUAUGUUUACAUUUGAGAUCGUGUUGAAGAUGACGACAUACGGAGCUUUUCUCCAUAAAGGAGCCUUCUGUAGGAAUUACUUCAACCUCCUGGACUUGUUAGUGGUGGGGGUUUCCCUUGUCUCGUUUGGCAUUCAGUCCUCGGCCAUCUCAGUGGUUAAGAUUCUUAGGGUCCUUCGUGUUCUUCGACCCUUGAGAGCCAUCAACAGAGCUAAAGGGCUGAAGCAUGUGGUGCAGUGUGUGUUUGUGGCCAUCAGAACAAUCGGUAACAUCAUGAUUGUCACCACUCUGCUCCAGUUCAUGUUCGCCUGUAUAGGAGUGCAGCUAUUUAAGGGAAAAUUCUAUCGCUGCACAGAUGAAGCAAAGUCCAGCCCAGAAGAGUGCAAGGGCACGUUCAUCCUGUAUAAGGAUGGCGAUGUGAACCAGCCAACCAUCCACAGACGACUGUGGCACAACAGUGAAUUCAACUUCGACAACGUCCUGAUGGCCAUGAUGGCUCUGUUCACUGUGUCUACUUUUGAAGGCUGGCCUUCGUUGCUAUACAAGGCCAUCGACUCCAACAGGGAGAACCUCGGUCCCAUUUACAACUACCGUGUGGAGAUUUCCAUCUUCUUCAUCAUCUACAUCAUCAUCAUUGCUUUCUUUAUGAUGAACAUCUUUGUAGGUUUUGUGAUCGUCACAUUUCAGGAACAAGGAGAGAAGGAGUACAAAAACUGUGAGCUCGACAAGAACCAGCGUCAGUGUGUAGAGUACGCUCUAAAGGCGCGUCCGCUGAGGAGAUACAUCCCCAAGAACCCUUACCAGUACAAGUUCUGGUAUGUGGUGAACUCCACUGGGUUUGAGUACAUCAUGUUUGUGCUCAUCAUGCUUAACACACUCUGCCUGGCUGUACAGCACUACGGCCAGUCGGCGCUCUUUAACUAUGUAAUGGACAUUCUCAAUAUGGUCUUCACUGCUGUCUUCACCGUGGAAAUGGUUCUCAAACUCAUCGCUUUCAAACCCAGGCACUAUUUCGCUGAUGCUUGGAACACAUUUGAUGCCUUAAUUGUUGUCGGUAGCGUCGUCGAUAUUGCUAUCACUGAAGUUAAUAAACUUGUAGAGCCAACGGAGACUCCUCAGGUGGAUGAGCAGGGGAACACUGAGGACAGCGCUCGCAUCUCCAUCACCUUCUUUCGUCUUUUUCGAGUCAUGCGGCUGGUCAAGCUCCUAAGCAGAGGGGAAGGCAUUCGCACAUUGCUUUGGACUUUCAUUAAAUCCUUCCAGGCUCUGCCGUAUGUUGCUCUUUUGAUAGCCAUGCUGUUCUUCAUCUACGCUGUCAUUGGCAUGCAGGUGUUUGGAAAGGUUGCGAUGGUGGAUGGCACUCACAUAAACCGAAACAACAACUUCCAGACCUUCCCUCAGGCUGUGCUGCUUCUCUUUAGAUGUGCCACUGGAGAGGCGUGGCAAGAGAUCAUGUUGGCCUGUGUGUCUGGUAAACUAUGUGACCCAGAGUCCGACUACAGCCCUGGCGAGGAGAUGACGUGUGGCAGUGGAUUUGCAAUAAUUUACUUCAUUACCUUCUACAUGCUCUGCGCCUUCCUGAUUAUCAAUUUGUUUGUUGCCGUCAUCAUGGACAACUUUGACUAUUUGACACGUGAUUGGUCCAUUCUUGGUCCACACCACCUCGAUGAAUUCAAGAGAAUUUGGUCAGAAUACGACCCAGAGGCCAAGGGCAGAAUUAAGCAUUUGGAUGUUGUAACUCUUCUUCGUCGUAUCCAGCCUCCUCUUGGGUUCGGCAAACUGUGCCCUCACAGAGUGGCCUGCAAGAGGCUGGUAGCCAUGAACAUGCCUCUGAACAGUGACGGCACAGUCAUGUUUAACGCCACUCUGUUUGCACUGGUGCGAACAGCCCUGAAGAUAAAAACCGAAGGUAAUCUGGAGCAGGCCAAUGAAGAGCUGCGGGCUGUCAUUAAGAAAAUCUGGAAGAGAACCAGCAUGAAGCUGCUGGAUCAAGUGGUGCCCCCUGCUGGUGAUGAUGAGGUAACCGUGGGGAAGUUCUAUGCCACCUUCCUGAUACAGGACUACUUUAGGAAAUUCAAGAAACGUAAAGAGGAAGGCCUGGUGGGUGCACAUCCCUCCCAGAACAACACAGCUAUUGCUCUACAGGCUGGUCUUCGCACGCUGCAUGAUAUUGGGCCCGAAAUUCGCCGAGCGAUAUCAUGUGAUCUGCAAGAUGACGAACUAGUAGACUUUAUACCAGAGGAAGACGAAGAAAUUUAUAGGCGUAAUGGCGGACUCUUUGGUAACCAUCUCAUGAACGGUGGUCAUCGACGAUCCAACGGCCAUCAGACCAACGCUACUCAGCGGCCUCUACAGGUGCAGCCGCCACCUCACUAUGCUCACAUGGAGCAGCCGGUGGGACGCCUGUCUCGAGCCAAUGCAAUGUCCCACCCCAACCACCAUCAUCACCACCACCAUCACCACCACCGCCACCACAACUCCGGCUACGGCAAGUCUCCUAAAUCCACCAAUAUCAACCUCAACAAUGCCAACAUGUCCAGUCUGCCCAACGGAGGACACCAUCGCUACUAUGAACAUGCACCUCCCAAUGGCUACCCAGGUCUUCGCAGCUCCUACUAUGACUACGACAAACCCCGGACCCCACAGGGUCAAAGAAGGCGCUACUAUGAGACCUAUGUUAGGUCCCACGGAGGGGAUGGACGCCACGCCACCAUCCGCAGGGAAGAGGAAUUUGAUGAAGACCGCCUUUCUGGGGAGUAUUACAGCGGAGAGGAAUUUUAUGAAGAUGACAGUAUGCUGUCAGGGGACAGGUAUCAGAACAGUGAAACAGAGUAUGAGACUCCCAAAGGUUACCAUCACCCUGACAGUUACUACGACGACGAUGAGCAGCCACUCUACCGCGACUCAAGGAGGUCACCAAAGAGACGGUUGCUUCCUGCCACACCUCAAGGUCACAGGAGGCCAUCCUUCAACUUUGAGUGUCUGCGCAGACAAAGUAGCCAGGAUGAGCUUCCACAUCAGCGUACUGCUCUACCACUGCACCUUAUGCAGCACCAGGUUAUGGCUGUAGCAGGCCUGGACUCCAGCAGAGCCCACCGCCUCUCCCCGACCCGUUCCACCCGCUCCUGGGUCACUCCCCCUGCCACCCCAGCCAGUAAAGACCAGUCACCAUACUACACCCCUCUCAUCCGUGUGGACCACCCACACAGGGAUAGUGUCGCUAGCAGCCAAGUGUCUGUGCGCAAGAGCUCCUGGUAUACAGAUGACCCCGAGUACUCCCAGAGGACGUACUCACCGGUCCACCUGCAGGUGCCACCUGAAUACCAUAACCAGUACCACCAGAAGAGAGGAAGCGCCACCAGCUUAGUGGAAGCGGUUUUGAUAUCAGAAGGGCUUGGGAGAUAUGCCAAGGAUCCCAAGUUCGUCGCUGCCACAAAGCACGAGAUAGCAGAUGCAUGUGAGAUGACAAUAGAUGAGAUGGAGAGCGCAGCCAGCCACCUGCUGAACGGAGGGAUUUCUCCGAGUGUCAACGGGGUCAACGUGUUCCCCCUUCUGACUCCAAGAGACUAUGAACUGCAGGACACCGCAGCCAGCUACAGUGAUGAGGAGCCGGAGACAGAAUCCAGAGUUCCAUAUGAGGAGGACCUGGCAGACGAGAUGAUCUGCAUCACGACUUUAUAG
Messenger RNA from Scomber scombrus (Atlantic mackerel), 6432 nucleotides. It is a transcript of the gene cacna1da, whose product is annotated as calcium channel, voltage-dependent, L type, alpha 1D subunit, a. NCBI's taxonomy places the organism in Eukaryota, Metazoa, Chordata, Actinopteri, Scombriformes, Scombridae. Bases 1 to 6432 code for a protein of 2143 amino acids. Gene Ontology annotation, cellular component: voltage-gated calcium channel complex; membrane. Gene Ontology annotation, biological process: calcium ion import across plasma membrane. The transcript is spliced from 49 exons. Gene Ontology annotation, molecular function: high voltage-gated calcium channel activity. The record is from RefSeq and is a predicted model, not a curated record.